AUGAUAUCAUCUUCUCCCUCCAAACUAUUUUUAUUAUCAUUCAUUCUUUGCAGUCUCUUCCAAGAACACACUCAUGCCCUUAAAAAGGCAUAUAUUGUAUACUUGGGAGGACAUUCUCAUGGUCCAAAUCCUUCUCUUGAUGAUCUUGACUCAGCCACAAAUUCACAUUAUGAUUUACUUGCUUCAAUCUUAGGAAGCCAUGAGAAGGCAAAGGAAGCAAUUAUGUAUUCUUACAAUAAACACAUAAAUGGAUUUGCUGCAUUACUUGAAGAUGAAGAGGCAUCGAAGAUUGAAAAGAACUCGAAUGUAGUUUCUGUUUUCUUGAGCAAAGAAUAUAAGUUGCAUACUACAAGGUCAUGGGGUUUUCUUGGAUUGGAAAAAGAUGGAGGAAUUUCUCUUGAUUCUGCUUGGUGGAAAGCAAGAUUUGGUGAAGAUUCUAUCAUUGCUAAUUUAGAUUCAGGCGUUUGGCCAGAACAUGUGAGCUUCAGCGGUAUUGGAUAUGGUCCAGUGCCAUCAAAGUGGCGUGGGAAUGGGGUCUGUGAGAUUGAUCAUUUUAUUACUUCUUCUAAUGCAACAACAUUAUGUAACAGAAAGCUAAUUGGAGCAAGAAUAUUCAGCAAAAACUACGAAGCACUAUAUGGAAAUCUCAACCCUGCAAACCUCACUGCACGUGACUUCAUUGGCCAUGGAACACACACCUUAUCAACAGCCGCAGGUAACUUUUCACCUGACGUAACAAUUUUUGGCAAUGGCAAUGGCACUGCAAAAGGUGGAUCGCCUAGAGCACGUGUAGCGUCCUACAAAGUAUGUUGGUCGAAGACGGAUGUUGCUGGAUGUCAUGAAGCUGAUAUUCUAGAUGCUUUUGAUCAUGCUAUAAAUGAUGGGGUUGAUGUGAUUUCGACUUCUUUGGGUGGUUCUAAUCCUUAUGUCGAGGCUUUGUUUACGGAUGGGAUUUCGAUUGGGGCGUUUCAUGCUGUUGCGAAGAAUGUUGUUGUUGUUUGUUCUGCUGGGAAUGAUGGACCUGGUCCUAGGACUGUUACGAAUGUUGCUCCUUGGUCUUUUACUGUGGCGGCUAGUACAAUUGAUAGGGAGUUUGUUAGUCAGAUUUCUAUUGGUGGCAAACAAUAUAUUAAGGGUGCAAGUCUUAGUAAAGGCUUACCAUCAGGUCCAUCAAAGAAAAUAUAUCCAAUGAUUCAUUCCAUCGAUGCUAGAUUUCUCAAUGCAACAAUUCAAGACGCCCGUUAUUGCAAGCCUAGAACACUUGAUCCUACCAAAGUAAAGGGAAAGAUAUUAGUCUGCACUCGACUCCAUGAAACAACAUCUAUAGCUCAAGGCUUUGAAGCUGCUCUUGCAGGGGCAGUAGCAGUUUUUGUGAUCAAUGACGAAAAAAGUGGAAGCAUACUUCUAGCUGAGCCUCAUCCUUUACCUGGUGCAAGCAUGGAUGCUAAUGAGGAUGACGAUAUUGACGAGCGCGAAUGGUUCGGAAAAGGUGGUACAGACAAUAACGUUACCAGGAGAAUGCUUGCUUACAUGUCGGCUUCAACAACAUAUACCGGAUUAAAGCCAGCUCCAAUUAUGGCUGGAUUUUCAUCUAGAGGUCCUAGUGCAGUGCAGCCAUUGAUACUCAAGCCUGACAUAACUGCUCCUGGAGUGAACAUAUUAGCUGCAUAUUCACUAGGCACCAGUCCAUCUAAUCUACCGUCCGAUCCACGCCGAAUUCCUUACAAUCUGCAACAAGGAACCUCCAUGUCUUGUCCUCAUGUUGCUGGCAUUGUUGGUCUUCUCAAGACACUUCAUCCGAGUUGGAGUCCAGCCGCUAUCAAAUCAGCCAUCAUGACUACCGCUACAACACUAGAUAACACCAAUCAACCGAUCCGUGACGCGUUUGAUAAGAUAUCAACUCCAUUCGAAUAUGGUUCUGGACAUAUUCAACCUAACCUCGCAAUGGAUCCUGGUCUUGUUUAUGAUCUAAACACAAUAGAUUACUUGAACUUCAUAUGUGCUUCUACUCACAGUCAAAAUUUACUAAAGUUCUUUAACGAAACCUCUUUCACUUGUCCUGAAUAUUACAACAUUGAAGAUCUCAACUAUCCUUCAAUUACGGUACAUAAUCGAGGGUUAAACACUAUAAACAUUACUCGUACCGUUACGAAUGUUGGUUCUCCAAGCACAUAUGUUGCUCACGCUCAACAUCCUGAAGAGCUUAAGGUUUAUGUUCAACCAAGUUCUUUAACUUUUGCAAAAAUUGGAGAAAAGAAAACAUUUCAGGUGAUUCUUGAAGUAACAGGUGUGCCUCCUAGUGGUUUUCCAGUAUUUGGGAGUUUGAGAUGGACAAACGGUAACCACAUGGUGACUAGUCCUAUUGUAAUUCUGUAA
Molecule: messenger RNA, 2376 nt
Organism: Lathyrus sativus (Indian pea)
Lineage: Eukaryota; Viridiplantae; Streptophyta; Magnoliopsida; Fabales; Fabaceae
Source: the annotation of a GenBank genome assembly